AUGACUAGAACUUCCGUCUUAGCUGAUGCUUUAAAUUCAAUUAAUAAUGCUGAAAAAACUGGUAAACGUCAAGUUUUAAUUAGACCAUCAUCAAAAGUUAUAAUUAAAUUUUUAACAGUUAUGCAAAAACAUGGUAUGUAAAUAGCUAUUGAAAUUUAUUGGUUUGCUUUUAUUAUGCUGUUAAGUGUUUGUUGGCAUCCUUACACACCGAAUUGAUAACUGGAUGGAUUGAUCGGUGUUUAGUCCCUUUCUGUCUUUUAAGUAUUCGGAAAAUCGAUUUGGAAAUGCUUCUUACACGAUUGAAAUAUGUCAAUUAUAUCUAUCGUUUACUUUUCCUAAACAUUACCAAUAAAAAUUGAAUUUACUGAGAUGAUUACUAACUUUUUUAGGUUACAUAGGUGAAUUUGAAUAUAUUGAUGAUCAUAGAUCAGGUAAAAUAGUUGUUCAAUUAAAUGGUAGAUUAAAUAAAUGUGGUGUUAUUUCACCAAGAUUUAAUGUUAAAAUUAAUGAAAUAGAAAGAUGGACUGAUAAUUUAUUACCUGCUAGACAAUUUGGUUAUGUUAUAUUAACUACUUCUGCAGGUAUAAUGGAUCAUGAUGAAGCAAGAAGAAAACAUGUCUCAGGUAAAAUAUUAGGUUUUGUAUAUUAA
Insectozyma verbasci is the source of this 649-nucleotide messenger RNA. The record is from the annotation of a GenBank genome assembly. Lineage: Eukaryota; Fungi; Ascomycota; Pichiomycetes; Serinales; Debaryomycetaceae.